CGUCAGCGCGUCCCCUGCGUGUGGGUGUGUGCCUGAGAGGAGAAGAUGGCUGCGGAUCGGGAGAGUGAGAAGGCUCGGAUUUGAUGGUGGAGGACAGCCCGUCCGCUGCAGAAACACGGGGGAGAGAACACGGCCCGCGGUGUGUCGGAGUUCCGGCGGGCCUCCGGUGGAUGUGUGCGUGCCCGCUGUGGUGACCCGUGCCGGGCGGACAGUGGAGCUGUGACCCAGUUCGGCUGCUGGGCUGCCCGCUAGCUUUAGCGCUUUCUAUUCCCGGGACAUCACCCACCGCACCUCCACCAUCCAGCGGAGGAAGAGCGAGCGGGGGACGCGGGAGGAGUUAGCCGGGGAACAGCACUCAGUCUGUGAGGUGAGUGUGUGUGUGUGUGUGUGUAUCGGUAUGGAGUGGUGCUGGCUCCAGACCGGAUGACAGCGCUGGCCAGCCUUAUUCCCACAUCCUGACCACCUUCUUAACGUGACGCGACCCCAAACUCUGCUGAGGACGACAGCGGGAUUCCCUCCUUUUCAUGAUUUCGUCUCUCCUCCUCUCCAGAACACCUGUGGACUCUCUCUCUCUUUCUCUCUUUUUGGUUCUUUUUUUCUGUCCCACGUUUUCCCUUCCUCCCCCUCUUUCCCCACUACUCUCCUCUUCCUCCUCCUCCUCCUCUUUUUCCUCCUCUCUUUUCCUUCUCUGACCUUUUCCCUGUUACUCAAGGCCGUCUUGUGAGUUUUGACCCUCUCUGAGCUGAAGAUGAGUUGGCUAAGCCGUAUCACUCCCAGGGGAACCGGAGGACGGACGGAUCGGAACGCUGCCCCCUCCAGCCCCUGUACUGCAGACCCUGAAACAUGCUUGAUGGUGUUUGAGAAUCACUGGAGACAGGUAUCCUGGGUGUUGGAGCAGAGGGACUCUGGGGCCGGAGGAGCAGAUGAUCUGACUGCAGUGAGGAAUCACACUGAUCAGAUGUUGUGUCUCCUGGCAGAGGAGAGACCAGCAGGGGGCGACAGUGAUCCACCAGCAAUGGGCCCAAUUCUGCAGCUGGUGUCUUCUGAGAACAUCUUGGAGAGGCUGGUGCAGUGGCACAUACGCCGUGGCCUGGACCCCGACAGCCAGAUGGCACUGCUAAAGCUGUUUGAGAUGCUUAUCGGUCAGUCCCAUCAGCCUUUGCUCCAGCACACCUCCGUCCUGCAGCCGCUGCUCAUGCUGCUGGGAGCCUGUGUGGACCCUCAGUUCGGAUGUCCCUCGAACCUGGAGGCAAGCCUCGUCCUGCUGCUUAACCAGGUGUGUGUAUCGAUGGCGAGGCAGCCUGCAGUGUUGGAGCUGUUGUUCAGGUGUGGGGCGGUCCAGCAGGGUCCCACUAACCUGCUGAUCUUCUCUCUGUUGGUGCCGUUUAUCCAUCGAGACGGCGUUCUGGGUCAGCAGGCCCGUGACGCUCUGCUGCUCGUCAUGGCUACCUCUGCCAGCAACCACGCUGUGGGACGCUACAUCACUGAGAACUCCUACUUCUGCCCGGUCUUGGCGACGGGGUUGAGUGCUCUGUACUCGUCUCUGCCGCGGAAGAUCGAGGUGCGGGGUGAUGACUGGCACGCUCUGCGCCGGGAGGACUGGAUGGGAGUGCCGUCUCUGGUGCUCUUCAUGAACAGUCUGGAGUUCUGUAACGCUGUGGUGCAGAUCACUCACCCGCUCGUGCGCUGCCAGCUCCUCGACUACCUCCACAAUGGCUUCCUGGUGCCUGUAAUGGGACCUGCCCUGCACAAGUCGUCUGUGGAUGAGAUGAUUGCGAGCACAGCCUAUCUGGACUUAUUUCUGCGGAGUAUCACAGAAAAGUCCCUCCUCAAGACCUUCCUCCGUUUCAUCCUGCUGCACCGGCACGACAACGACACAAUCCUCGACACACUGCUCACACGCAUCAGCAGCAACUCACGGCUGUGCAUGGUCUCUCUCAGUCUCUUCAAGACUUUGCUCUCCUUCAACUGUGAAGACCUCAUGCUCCAGCUCGUUCUCAGGUAUCUGCUGCCCUGCACACACGUGAUGCUGAGUCAGCGGCGUGCCGUCAGAGAGACUGACCUCUACGGCAAAUCAGCCGAUAAGUUUCUGUCUCUGAUCCCGGAGUGCUGCCGGAUCACCACAGCGCCCUCCGGUGAGAGGGAGGAGGAGCCGGCCUUCUGGGGCAAAGUGUUGGGCAGCCCCACUUCCGAGUCACCGGUACACCCCAGACCCAGCACUCCAUCCCGCCUGGCACUUUUCAUCCGCCAACAAAGCUCUGGAGGUGCAGGAAACCCCUCCCCCUCCUCCGGCCUCGACAACACUCCCUCCUCCCCCCGCAGCAGCGUUCCCUCUCCCAACAGCCCAAUGCACCAGCAGCCAGACGCUUCAGACGCUGAGUCAGGGUACCUGGAGUACCUGCGUGACGCUCGCCGGGGUAUCGAGCUGUGCUCCUGGGCCUGUCGGAACUGGUCAGCUCCUUACGAUGGAGAGAACCCGUCCCCAAACGCUGCACCGCCUCCACCCCCUCCUCCAACGUCCAAUCCGUCUCUCAGUAUGGUGCCUGAGCACUUCUCCAUGCAGCAGCGUGGAGGACUUACAGACGCCGCCCAGCAGAGGGCAGCGGUGGUGGCGGCGGCUCGAGCGGAGUGGAGCAGCUCGGAGAGGAACAGCGGAGAGUGGGACGUCACCAUCACCAAAAACUGCAUCAGCCUCACCCCACGCAGCAAGAAACGCAGCCUACUGCCCAGCUCCAUCCCUAUGCAGCCUUCCUCACUACCUUCAUCAACCACUGUGCCCUUAUUAGGGACCGAAGAACCCACGGGUUCACAUACGGCCCCUCACCGAUCGCUUUAUAACGGCACCGGACAGGUAGAUGAACGAGUGGACAGCUCGGAUGGUGGGAUGGAGGUGAAGAAGGUGAAGAGAGACGCAGACGUCACAGACGGAGACUCCAGCAUGAACGGAAGAGUGGGUACGGGCUCUAUCGAAUCCAGUCUUACCUUACAGGGAGGCUACAGGGAUUUCCACACUGCUUCUACUACAGUGAAGAAACCAGCUCCAUCUCAGGUGCAAUCCAAUAUGCUUCCACAACCACAACCACAAAGAAGCCCCCCAAUCCUACAGCCUUCAUCCCAGGAAUGUAACCCCAGCGAGGGCCAAAGAUCAACUUCAACUUCAGCACCCAGCACGGCCGACACCACCCUCACGACGUGCUCCACCCACGGCCUGGAGUCUGUGGAGAGCUUGAUCGAGGAGCUACUGGAACAGACGCCGUCCGAACCUCAGCCCGGAGACUCCAACGGCCAGGGCAUCAGCAUCGAAGCUUUCCACCAGGAGCUAAGAGAGCUGGAGGAGCAAGUGAAAGCCAGGAAGGUUCACACUAGAAGCUUUGAUGAAUUCAGCCAGGAUCCCUUAACCGCCUCUCCUGGUGCAAACCGUGCAGACGAGGAAUGUCCUCCGCUGGAGCCAGAGCAGGGAGGUGCCGGCGAAUCGAAGACCGAUGGAAUGUUUAGCCCAGCAAGACCCCUCGGGCAACCUCUCGCACAACCUUACAUAGGUCCUUUCAUGACGGUGCUCUUUUCAAAGCUGGAGAGCAUGAUGCAGAAUUCUCUGUAUGUGAACAUUCUGCUGACGGGCAUUGUGUUUCAGCUGGCCUGCUACCCUCAGCCUCUCCUCCGCUCCUUCCUUCUCAACACAAACAUGGUGUUCCAGCCCAGCGUCAAGUCCCUCAUACAGGUGCUCGGAACUGUGAAGAAUCGUAUUGAAGCUUUUGCUGCAGUUCAUGAGGAUUUUCCCUCCAUGCUGAGGAAAGCGCGGCGCUUCCUCGCGGCGAGAGGCAAACUGGACUGGGCAGACUCGCCCACGGCAGUGCCGCCUCUGCGCCGCUCAGACUCACUGGUGAAGAGUCGGAAGCCGUCGCUGGGCGAUCUGAUCCUGAGGCACACCAACAGUCCGACGCGGGCGCGGCACGCGGCUCAGGCAGCCCUGGCUCACGUCAGGGACGGUGGUCAGUCUCUGCACAGCGCCCUCUUCAGGGGGGUGGUGGCGGGCACCGGGGCAUCCGGUCUAGAGAAGCAGGCGGAGGCUCUGCGUGUGAAGAACACAGUUUACUGUGCCGUAAUAUUCUCUGAAUUUCUCAAAGAGCUGGCCGCUCUGGCACAGGAACACGCGGUGGCCAUGCCCUUCCCCCCCAGCCAGGGUACUGAGGAAUGAGUGCGCCCGCUGUGCCCGUCCUACCCACUGUUCCAGGCACACAGCUGUAGAAAAACACACAACGUACGACAUUAAGACUCAUUAUUGUUAUCUUAUUUAAUUUUUUUCAUAGGAACCCUUAAAUUUCAUUUUUUGGACUUCUUCUAAGGACAAACUGUUGACUUUAUGAAAAAAGGAAAAGGAAAGCCGACGUGCGGACAGAGACAGGUGUAAUCUUGUGUUUAUAAUAUUUUUUUUUAACUGUACAGGAUAUGUAAGAGCAUCAUUGAUAAAGCUUUAGAAAAUUGUGCACAUAAAUCUUGUAAAUAGUCUAUAUAAAAUAUGUGUAUAAUGUUUUUACACAGUACACUCAGAGCAACCUGUAUCCUUUAAUGUGGAGGUUUGGCUGUAAACAGGCAAUUCCUAGAGGACAAGUUCUGCCUGAUUUAACUACGUAUUGAUUUUCAUCUUCUGCUGCUGCUGUUGUGCACCGUGAAUUUUGUUUUUUUUUGCAAGAAAUCAUUGUAACAAGAAUCUACACAUGUGUGAUACUUGCUUAUAGAUAAGUAUGUAGGGAGAUAUUUAAUAGUGUUAUAUUGUUUUUGAUCAAUUUUAUGUCCAGAAAGUUUCACCUUAAAUUAAAAGCACAGUCCUGGUCAAUGUAACGAUACAUCAUAAGGUAAAUGGCAUGCUGGAAAUGUGAAUAAUCAAUAUUUAGUUUAUGAUGCAGCAUGAACUUGUCCUUUAGAGUCUUGCCUAAGAAGAAAACUUUUUUUUUUGUUGGUUUUUAAUCAGAAUUGGGGGAAACAAUUUAAAAUUUAGCAUUUUUAGGAAAGAAAAAAGAAAAACCAAUACAUUGUAUUCCUGCUUUGUAUAGAAACAAAUCUUACUUUAAGAUCAUUACAGAAUUACAGAAUGAGAAACCAUUGGCAGUUAGCUCAUGUCAAUCAAUCAAUCGCACAGCAGUUUCCUUCAUUGAAACCUUGGGUGCGUUUGUUGUUUAUGCUGCCCUGUUUUGAGUUUACAUGAACAUUUUAAGGCUGCAAUUUUUUUAAAUCAAGCGCACAUUCAGCCUUUAAUGAAGAAGUAGUGUGAGACGGAAAUGUGGGUCUUGCCUUCUGUUUUAGGUGGAUUCAGGUUGCAUGCUUUUGAGUGUCGGCCAAUCACUGCCCCUCCAUGUGUCCUUUGUUUCUGAAAAUGUCCAAUAGAGUGAUUAAACUGUUAAGAAGGGAAUAAAACAGCUCAACUAUUAAGCCCAGGAUAAGACUUGAGACGAAACUGAAACCUGUUCCCAGCUCACACCACAGAGAUUAAACCUAAAAGCAGCUUUUUAAUAGGUUAUUGGAUUACAUUGAGCCCCCUGAGCAUCCCACAAGAAGACCAUGAAGCAAGCAUUUAUUCAGAAAAGCUACAUUAGAAACUUACUUGCACUCUCCAAGUUUUAAUUUACUGGAUUUUAUUCUGUUUUUAGAUGCACAGCACUUCCUAAACUCCUAAACUUUACAUAAAUCAUUAAUUCAUUCAGCCACUUGUGUGGAGGCUUUUUCCACUGCUUAAAAAAAAGAAAAAUCACAUUCUCCCACAUUAACAUUUGUUUGUAAAAGAAAGAUCUAUUCAAAGGCUUUAAAGAUUGUAAAGCCUUUAAAGCCUGUAUGCAGCCUCAAAGUUCUAGAUGCUAAAUUGCAUUUUAAAAGAAUAUGUUUUUCUACACUUUUUUUUUUUACACAAAACCCAAACAAAUUAUCUGUAGUAACUCCAGCUGUCAGACACUAAACUACCUGUUAGCUCCUGUGAUUCUGACAAAAUGAAACCGAAACUUCACGUGAAGAAUUCAGAUAAAUGAAGGGUAUCAGAUUUACCAUUCUAUCCUGCUGUGUGAAUAUACAGGGGUUGGACAAUGAAACUGAAACCUUGUUUUAGAGCACAAUAAUUUAUUAUCCUGACGGACAGUUCUGGUGGAAACAGGAGAGUUGAGGUGCACAUUGAAUUCUGUGUGAUUUGAUCAGCCGCGGUUUUAUGUUUUUUUGGAUACAAUCCCGGUUAGCACCCGAACAUCCCUUUCAGACAGCUUCCUCUUACAGCGUCCACAGUUAAUCCUUUUGGAUGUGGUUGGUUCUUCUUGGUGGUAUGCUGACAUUACCCUGGAUACCGUGGCUCUUGAUGCAUCACAAAGACUUGCUGUCUUGGUCACAGGUGCUCCAGCAAGACGUGCACCAACAAUUUGUCCUCUUUUGAACUCUGGUAUGUCACCAAUAAUGUUGUGUGCAUUGCAAUAUUUAGAGUAUAACUGUGCUCUUACCCUGCUAAUUGAACCUUCACACUCUGCUCUUACUGGUGCAAUGUGCAAUUAAUGUAGAUUGAACACCAGGCUGCUUUAAUUUAGCCAUGAAACCUAAAAUCCCACACUAAAAUGAUGACAGGUGUUUCAGUUUCAUUGUCCAACCCCUGUAGAUUAUGAGUGUGCGACACUGUGAACAAAUGCAUGCUGUUUCUCAUGUCAGGUGUGAUAUUCUCAGUGGGAAAGCAGAGAUCCACCUGGGCUGCUGGUUUAGGAAUGAUGUUUUAUCCCUUUUUUAAAUGUUUUUUCUCCGUCUUAGACAUCUCAGACUCUGUUUUUUAGUUUCUCCUGUGGUCGGCCGCAGGUUUGCAGACAGGAUUUCGACAGGAUUUCAGAAGAGCCCUGAAAUCUCUGCUCUGUUGGGAAAUGUGCCAUGUUUGAAAAGCAGAAGCCAUCUCAGUGUUUCAGAAGAUCAGUGUGCUUGAAAUUAGGGGGGAAAGCUGCGAAUGCACAAUGAUUCAGUUUAGUUUUCUUAAUUUUUUUUUUUUUUUUUUUUUUUUUUUGUUUAAUUUGUUUGAUUGCCAAGACACUUAUGACACUUUAGUAUCCAUUGUGGAAGUGCUGCAUGUUUGAGUGCAUGUGUGUGUUUUGCAUUUUGGGCUUUUGUGAGAAUGACUCGAUUCUUUGAAAAUAAUAUUUUUCUCAUUGAUAUUUUUUUUUUAGUUUGUUUGUUUAUUUGAUCAUUGCACAAGCCAUAGAGAUGAUACCUCACAUUUUGUUCUAAUUUCUGACUGCUUGUUUUUUUUGAGUGUGAAUUGCUCCCUGCAGCCAAAUCAUAUCAUGUGUUGGAAAGGUGGCAAAGAUCUGAUUUAAGGAGGCAUUUUUACUGGAAAUGAAAUCACUUUAAAUCAUGUAUGCAUAUUAAAUCAGAUUGAUAUUAUGAAAGGAGGAAGCGAUAGUUUAAAGAAAGUACAGAUCAGUAGAUGGAUGGAAUGGCUAGUUAGUCUCAGUAUCACUUCCUUAAACAUCAAUGUAUCCAUCCUCCCCAGCUACUCAUCUGCCCUACUUCUGUCCGUUAUGUUCAGAUGGAUAUAAAAAUAUAUAUUUUUUCUGCUCUUAUUUUGGGAAAAAGUGUUCUUUUAAGUGUUUUCUUGACAGACAGCAUGUGGUUAUGUUUGAAUGUGGUGUGCCAUGCCAGUUUCGUCAGAUGGGAGAUUUAUUUGCAGGAAAGUGUCUUUUCAUUUGUGUUCUUUUUUAUUUACCAAGUGUUUGGAUGUAAAUCUGAAUCCAUGUUAGAUUUUAACUUGAACAUCCCUGAUUUUAUUUUCUUAUUUCUUUUUCUUAAUUCACAUUAGUGAAAAGUGUGAAUAAACAUUGUGCACUAGAUCAUUAUUACAUCUAGGGAAGAUAAUUAGGCACAAAUAUGAGCUUGAGGUUUCAUGAUUUUAUUGAUUCAGUAUUUUACAGAUAAUAUCUAUAUUUAUACACUGAGAUGCCAUAAGUCACGGGAUAUGUAGUAUGCAGUAUGCAGAUUGAUCAUGAAGUGUUCCCUCAGGGGACGGCUUGGAAAUGCCCAAAGUUGUAAGGUAUUAUCUUGUGAGUGAGGUAAAACACUGUCCAGCAUGCUCAUGGCAAGGAGAAGUGAAUUAUCAGUACCAGGCGUAGAUCAGUAUCAUGACCGGUGGCAUCUGGCUAGAAUUGUCCGUGUGAACGGAAAAGUGACUCUGGCAGGAAUCAAUCACAACCUCACAUGCAUAUUGUUGCUGUCAAGUGAAAAAAAUUGUAUCUCCAAAACAGCAACUUUACAGAAUAUAUAUAUAGAAAUAUGUGUAAAAAAGGGUUUAUUUUAGGUCAUUUUGCAGAAUUUCUAUUGGUUCAUUCAUUAAAAAAAAUUGACACAGUGUAAGAGGCAAAAAUUGUCAUUUUAUUUUUAUUUUUUUAUUUUUAUUUUAAAAACUGGCCAAUCAUGAUUGUCGUUAUACACGAUUGAGGACAUUCUGGCUUAAAACUUGGCAUCUAAAAUAUGAUGUUUGUCAAGUUAUGUAAUAUGGUGAUCCUUACUUUACCCAUAAAGAAAAACAGCAAAAAGAAGAUCCUAAUUUGGGAAUUAAAAACAGUUCACCUACAAAAUGGGACACAUCUUCAGAGGUCUUAUUUUAUUUUUUUUUUUUUUUUGUAAGCAAACUUCCAGCCAUUUUUGAUGCCUGUUAAUUAUGUAUUUACUUUACAGCACCUUUUACACACACAUCAGUUUUUCAGAUUUGAAAACUCGAGAGCACUUCAAUUUCUCACUUGUCUGUGGAUGAAGUGAAUUCGUUAGUGUUGCAGCUUUUGGGUGAAUUUUGGGGAAAUUAUUUGCCUGUUGAACGUUUGAUAAUUGUAGGAAAAUGGGGAAUGUGUGCAUGUGCAAAGGAAUUUUUUUUUUAUUGUGUAAUUGUUCAUUUAUUUUAUUUUUUUAAUACUGUAUUAUCUGAGUUAUUUUCCUUUUAUUUUUUUUUUAGCUUAAAUGGAGAGUGGAUGUUUUGUUUGUGGCGCAUUAUCUAUGCAAAUAUGUCCCAGUGGUUGUUAAAAAAACAGUUCAGCUUGUGUAAACACACACACACACACACACACACACACACACCUUACCGUUUAAACCCAGCCCACCUUUCUCUUCCUUCGAUAAUCUACAGGACUGUGUGAAAACUCAUGCGAAAUGAUGAAUUUUGCCAGAAAUAUUUUUCUACACUUAAAAUCCUGAGUCAGUACGAUUGAUCUUAAUGGGGUGAAGAAAAAUCAAUGUUAAACCUCGGGGGUAAAGUAUGUAAAACACUAAAAGGGAAUGUUUUUAUUAAUUUAUAAAUGUUUUACCUAGCAAUACUAAUGAUGCCUUGGUCUUUAUUUGA
Astyanax mexicanus (Mexican tetra) is the source of this 9337-nucleotide messenger RNA. It is a transcript of the gene fhip1b, whose product is annotated as FHF complex subunit HOOK interacting protein 1B. Lineage: Eukaryota; Metazoa; Chordata; Actinopteri; Characiformes; Acestrorhamphidae. Gene Ontology annotation, cellular component: FHF complex. Gene Ontology annotation, biological process: lysosome organization; early endosome to late endosome transport; endosome organization. The transcript has 13 exons. The record is from RefSeq and is a predicted model, not a curated record. Bases 749 to 4195 code for a protein of 1148 amino acids.